Molecule: messenger RNA, 1071 nt
Organism: Theobroma umbraticum
Lineage: Eukaryota; Viridiplantae; Streptophyta; Magnoliopsida; Malvales; Malvaceae
Source: RefSeq, a predicted model, not a curated record
AUGUCAAGCACUGAUCCUGCAACAUCAAUUUCCCUAGAACUAGGGUUUAGCAUCAGAGAAUUUUAUCACAACGCCGAAGAAAAGUCAAAGAUAAUAGUGCAAGAAAUGGAGAGAAUAUCAAGAGAAGUGCGAGAAUCUAAAUUUUACUCUCAAUUAUGCAAGCAAAUUGAAAGUGAGGAAUUUCAAAGUAAGUUAAGUCGUGCCUUAGGCUCUCAUUUCUAUGAUGUUACCAUGGUGAUUUAUGCUUUAGGGAGCUUGGAAAGAGCCACUUCUCCAAAAUAUCAAUUGGCCUUUGCGCUUUUGUUACAACAAGACUUUUUUGGCUGGAUAACUAGAAUAGAAGUGUUCGAUCCCUUGUUAUCUCUAGCAGAUAUCCUUGUCUUAGAAAAAUUUGGAUGCAUUGUUUUAUGGAUGAAUGAGGAGUGCCAGAGACGAGUUGAAAGUCCGACGUUGUUUUUUAUGCCUUAUGCCUUGAAGAGUCUCCAGGGAAAUUUAUUGGAAGCAAAUUGGUGGCCUUCAAAUAUAAACCAGGUGAUUUUGUUGACAAAUAGAUUAAGUGCUACGGUAGAAGAUUAUCAUGAUUUCUUACGUGAUGGAAUUAUAUUUAGCUUGGACUCUUUCAUGGAGAAUUGGGAAUAUCUAGAGGCUAUUCAGAAAUGCAUCCAAGAGAUCAACAUCUAUACAAACUCUAAAAAUUUUGCUUAUGGUUUCUUGGCUCACCUUAAAGAUGUUACUAACAAUAGGUACUUACAUUACCAAUUGCAUGACUUGCCUUUUAUGAUAAAGAUGCAAUAUCUAGAGGCUAUUCAAAAUUAUACUGAAGAGAUGAGGAUUAGCCUUGGACAACCUAUUGACAAUUUGUUGUAUAACUUUGCCUUUCAUUUCUUUAAUGUGGCACCUGAGGUUGAUAUGCAAACCUUGCUUCAAGGUGAAAGAGAAGUUCGACUAAAAUUUAGAAGGCAAUUUGACAAGAUUUGGAAGAUAGAAGAAUAUCAAAUGGUUGCUUUGAUUGAGGCAUUGAUCGUUAAGGCAUGGUAUGAACAAAUGGCUGAAACAGAAAAUGAUUUGUGA